GUCGCAAGGGGUAAACUUUAAAUGCCAAAUUUCCAUUGACUUUUCGUAUCCCCCAAGCAGGUUUUUGACCUCAGUGGCGAAUUCAAGGACGGAUAUGGUUAUGAAGAGGACGUCAGAAUCUCAAGGGACCUAGUCAGUUCUUGACUGGAAAUUAGAAUUUAAUGUACCGGGCUGGACGAGACGGAAGGCAUGUGGCAACUGGCAUGCGCCGCACGAACCGUCGCACUUCCGCCAGGGCAGGACACAGACACGGGGUAUCCGGGCGAUCUGAACUCUUCAUCCCAUCUUUAAACAACCAAGUUGGAGUUGGAUCAGUUGGAACUGAGACGUGUCGGUGUAAGGUGUGGCUACGCGGGAGACUCGGGAGUGUGGGAGAGGUUUCCUGCCGGCCGGCGCGUAUCGCUUGCAGAUUCGCAGAUUCUCAUGCACUGGUCUCGUGGGGUCGAAUUGUGACCAUGUAAGCGAGUUGACGGCGCGACGAUGGCGUGUCGGCACCGCGUUAUCCCGCGGGCCCGGCUGUGGU
Molecule: messenger RNA, 523 nt
Organism: Ilyonectria robusta
Lineage: Eukaryota; Fungi; Ascomycota; Sordariomycetes; Hypocreales; Nectriaceae
Exons: 1
Coding region: 162-461 (99 amino acids)
Source: RefSeq, a predicted model, not a curated record